UAAAAGCGUCACCUUCUUCGUCAAGUUCGCAAGCAAGCGCCUUUACCCAUAAAUAAAUUUAAGAAUAAUAAUAAUUAAAGUAAAAUCUGGUACAAAAACCUUACUGUGAUUUUCUUUAGUGGUCAAAGAUGAGCUUGGAUUUGAUCUUUUGGGUACUCUGCUUUUUCUUUGAUUUGGCUCUCCUCUCCUCCAAUUUCUAUCAGCUGGUGAUCUUAUCAGACUUGGAGGCGGACUUUUUAAAUCCUUAUGAAUCAUCUUCUCGAAUUAACUUCUUGAUUGUCCCUGAAUUUAUUGUGCAUGGAGUACUCUGCGCUCUUUUCCUCUUGACAUGGCACUGGUUCUUGUUUCUCAUCACCCUUCCCCUUGCUUGCUAUAGUGCAAUGUUGUUUGUAAACAAAAAGCAUCUCAUUGAUGUUACUGAAGUGUUUAGGGCAUUAAGUGGUGAGAAGAAGUUUAGACUUGUCAAGCUCGGUUUCUAUCUGUUUCUUCUCUUUAUAAUCAUCUUCAGAGUUUUCAAUGCUGGAAAAAUGUCACUCUACAGAUCUGAGUUUGGAGAUUUAGAUAUUCGAUCUUCUUAUCUAGAAUUUUAGUGUCUUAACUUUGUAAUUCUUUGAUUGUCUUUUUAUAAAUUAUAUCAUUUAGAAUUGGUUAGCUUGACACGGUGAACUAGUUUUCAACUUUGUAUCUCUUCAAGGUUCAAGCAAAUAAUUUAAGCAUGCUUGUACUCCAAGAAAUGCACUUUGUUAUUAGUUGGAAAAAAAAAAAGGAAAGUCGAAUCUCCUUUGGCUUAGAAAAGCAUAUACCUAAUGUAAGAGACACAAAGUUGAUCAACUUCUCUAUUCUAAUGAAUGUGUAUACUUUAUACUCUAA
This is a messenger RNA of Humulus lupulus (European hop), 870 nucleotides long. RefSeq names its product protein cornichon homolog 1. NCBI's taxonomy places the organism in Eukaryota, Viridiplantae, Streptophyta, Magnoliopsida, Rosales, Cannabaceae. Bases 129 to 590 code for a protein of 153 amino acids. Gene Ontology annotation, biological process: vesicle-mediated transport. The transcript has 4 exons. The record is from RefSeq and is a predicted model, not a curated record.